GCCGCUAUUGAUCGUGUGAAAUUAUUAGUAAUAUAUUGCUGAAGUGGCUGGUCCGGUCGUCAUGCCGUGAACGGUAUCGCUAGUUAUACGUUUGCUUUACAAAUUACUUCUGUGCUGUGCAGUAUAUCCCUGUUGAAAUCAGGUGAUAAAAUUUAUGGUCAAAAAGUAAAAACAAAUUGCUGUGUCGUAUCGCAACAAGUGCAGCGACCAGGUGGCAAUGAACACCGGAGUUUGGGGGAGAGUAGCAAAAUUUAGUUCGACUAGUUCAAGCAGUGAACUUGCAUGGAAAAUAACCCAGAAAUUGAUGGCAAGCGACAGUGUGGAGAUGCGAGAGAUGGCUGCUCGUAUUUGUCGUGAUUAUCUUCAUGGCUCAUGGAGAAAAAUUACAACCAGGGAUAUUGUCCUCAAGCGCAUUAGUGGUGGCCUGAGCAACUGGUUGUAUCACGUCUCUCUACCUGAGACGCGCCCUCCAAAAUCGUCAGAACCAUCUCAGGUUCUGCUGCGACUCUAUGGGCAGGUCCAUGGUGCAGAGAGAGCUCUUGAAGGCCUGAUCACAGAAUCUGUUAUUUUCACUCUUCUGUCAGAAAGGCGGCUUGGCCCUAAACUGCAUGGAGUUUUCCCUGGUGGACGUAUUGAGGAAUAUAUUCCAGCUCGUCCACUGAAGACCAAGGAACUUGGUGGUCCUCAGCUCAGUGUCUUGAUUGCAGAGAAAAUGGCUAACAUCCAUAAGAUGAAUGUCCCUAUCAAUAAAGAACCACGAUGGUUAUGGGACACUAUUAGUGGAUGGGUGAAGAAUGUUCAGGCAAAUUUGGAGGACCCAGGGUUAGUGGAGUCUGAAAAUGUAAUCAUGUUGCAGAAACUCAAAAUGUACAAUUUGGCUGCAGAGGCAGAAUGGCUCAGGAAGUAUCUUGGGAAGAUCUCAUCACCAGUAGUGUUCUGUCAUAAUGAUAUGCAAGAAGGCAAUAUCUUGCUCUGCACUGAUAACAUGACUGAUGAUGAAGCUCUGAUGAAUCCUCGACUGGUGCUAAUUGAUUUUGAGUACUGUUCCUACAACUACAGAGGAUUUGACCUUGCCAAUCACUUUCUAGAGUGGAUGUAUGACUACACUAAAAGCACACACCCCUACUUCACUGUCAACAAGAACAACUAUCCAAGGCGGGAGCAACAGCUUCUGUUCGUGCGAACCUACCUCCAUAAUGCAGGCUGUCAGGGUGAGCGGGCAACGGAGAGGGAUGAGGAGGCACUGCUCUGUGAAGUACAAGCAUUCAGCCUUGCCUCUCAUUUGUUCUGGGGUCUGUGGAGUGCUGUGAAUGCAAAGCUCUCACAAAUUCCUUUUGGUUAUUGGGAAUAUGCAAUUGAACGACUUGAGUCAUAUUUCCAGCUUAAGAAUAAAAUUCUGAACACCACUGUUAUCUCGAAUGGCACAGAAAUAGGAGUGAAGAGGAAGAUUCAAGAGUUGGACAGUUGAAUAAAUCCUCCUCUAAUUCUGAUGCAGUGAAAUUGGUGACACUUUUAUAAUUUAAUGAAAAGACUGUGAUAUGAUGACCCAGGCAUUGCUUGAAGCGAUGAGGUGGGGUAUAGGAAGACGUAUUUUUAUGAUUAACAAUCCUCUCGGCUAUAAGAACGAUGUGAACAGCUCUUAUAACAUUAUGAACCCCAACAUUUAGCUAAAGAACUUACAUACAAAAGUUUUGUUAACAUGUACUUAACUUUUGUUUUGUGAUAUAGCAUGUGAAACUUUCUUCCCACGUAUCUUCCAUUGAUCUCCACAUUUUAAUUAUAUUGGUACUUAGUGAAAAUAAAUUGUUUGCUUGGUCAUUUAAUACAUAGUUUUUUUUGUGACAAAUACAGGUAUAUUUAGGAACUGUUUUCAUUCCAUAAUCACUGCAUCAUACAUUGUUUAUCUGCCAUAAUUUACAGCCGUGAGAUUACUGUGUGCACAUUUGUAAUUCUUUUACAAAAUUGUAAUCUCAGAUAUGAAGUGCAAUAGAAGUCCAGUGUAACUAGUAUGGACUGUAAUGAACAUUUUUUAAAUGGUCACUUUUCAUGCACCAUCUAUUUAAAUUAUGUUAAGUGUAGUAAUAGUCUGUGGUUUUAGUGACAGUAAUUUUUCAGAAUUUCCACUGUAAUAAAUUAUUUACUCUCAUUUUCUGGAUUCACAUAUAUACAGUUGAAUCCCCAUUUAAUGUUCAUAAUUUUAAGGUCUUCCCUCAUUAAUAUGGAUUGCAGCACUUUGAAGUCAAUAAUCUGAAUGUAAAAUAUCCUCCAUUUAAAGAUUUUCCUCAGUUUAGCAUUCAGAUCCACCGGUUCCCGAUGAAACCUUAAAUGGGGGUUUCACUGUAUAUGUUUGCAAAGUGGCUCUCUGUUCUAAGUCAAAUGAGCACUUUCGGCAACAGAAAAUUCUUGUGUCUUUGACUCAGUGGUCCUAAUUACUUACUUGUUUCCAGGCACCUGAGAAGAGGAUAUGCAGAGAAUGUUUAUUCACUGUAUUGUGAAUUAUUGAUAUAAUAAGCUUCCAUUGCAUUUUAAACAUGUUUUAUAAUUUGUGUAAAUAGUACUGUAUAUAUUAUUUAAAAUCCGUUUCAUUGUACUAAGACGUACCAUUUAAGUUAGAACUUCUGGCAAAUUCUCAUCUUUUAAAGAUUUUGCCCUAUACAUAUAUGUUAUGUUGUCAUGACAGGUUUUGCAGCAGUGGUUCCAAAUUUUUUUUUGCUGCAGAUGAUACUUUGUAACCCUGCUGUUUUGGAUCAUGUUGCAUCCUGAAAUGUGGAACCACUGAUUCGGUCAUUGGGCUUGGUUUAUUUGUCAGUUUCAAUGACAUUGCUGACAUCACUGUUUAUAAGCAUAGUUGAACUACAUAGACAUUAGACUACAUCUGACUGGCCCAAAACAUUUUCUGGAAUAACUGUUGUUCAAGGGAAAAGACACAGAUAUAAACUCCAUAAAAUUUAUGAUUUGUGAAACAGAUUUUGGGGACAUUAUCAUGUUAUAUGCAUAUAUUGCAUUCAUUAAAUAGUAAGAAAUGUGUUCAAGGGAAUUGGCUUAAUUCUGCUUGUGUUUAAUGUAGACUGUCAAAGAAAUGAAAUGCAUAAGCAACAGAAAAAAGACUGUGAAAUCUGAACACCAAUGUUGCCAGAAGUUUUAUGCACUUGUAAAUAAAAGUGUCACAUUCUGGAUGGGGAAGCAGUGUUGCACAUUAAGAGAGAGACUCCCUCAAGAGAGAUGAAUUUUUGAGUGAGCUGUUACUGGAGAUGAAAGACUAAUGUUCCAGUAAUAAGGAGAUAUGUUUAUUUUUUUAUUUUGUACCAUAGCUUGCAGAGUGGAUUUUACUGAAAUGCACUAAUAAAAGCAGGCAACAACUGUAAUGAAUAUAGUACUUAACACAAAGCAAAUUUGACUUGCAAAAUAAUUCAGCUAGAUUUGCAAUUAAGAUUAAUAUUAGCAAGUCACAGUAUGUCAUUCUCUAAUUGAAAUUAAUUUUUUUAUGCAUUUCCUGGAGCUUCGGUAUGAAUGGUAGUAUUCCUUGUAUUGAACUGAAGCAUUCUGCAGUCAUAAUAAAGUGCAUAUGAAAGAGCUAUAAAUCCAGCAACUUACUGAAGCAAAGUUCAAGUACUUAUGUGCUCUAUUGUUAUGUUCCAAGUGGCACUAUGGAACUGAAGCUGGCUACUCAGUGACAGGAAUGAGUGACAGUUCCCUACUUAACGAAGUUUCAGAUGAUGCACAUUUUGCAGGCACAUACUUUUAACUAAGCAUUAAGGAUAGUAAUAAUUCACUUUCUCAAAGUGCAUUGUAUAUAAUUACAUAUCAUUUCCAAGUGAAGUAACAGUAUGACAUAUUUUAGGAGCAUGCUUUCAAAACUGAACAUGUUUUUUGAGUUUCUUUCUAUGAAACCUGUGUAUUACAUGAUCAGUUCUGAUCUAACAGUAAGAUGUGUUUCAUUAUGUAGUAUCUCUUAGCAGAAGGGGUAACACAUUGAAUUUAAUUUAAUUUUGUCUUUUAGUUUCAAACUAAGUGUCUUGUCAGAGAUCCUCCUUAACACUGAAUACUGAUUUUUUGGGCCAAGGGCUUUUUGAAGUGUUGUGUGGCCAUAAUCUUUCAAAACAUCAGAGUUCAUCUGUCUAUUUGAAAUUUUGAAAGCUUUAUAAUAUUCAUAUACUUGGCUUGCCGUAUUAUUUUCAUAGUGAAAAUGUUUUCUUAAGAUAUAUAAUUUCACUACUGAAUUGUGCUAGUUUUGUGAAAUCCUUAAAACUUGAGGAAAAUUGUUUUCAUUUAAUUCCUCUUUGAGAUGAGUAUCAGUGAGAUGCUUGCCUUCAGCUGUCACAAUUUACAUGAACUCUGCAGAAAUUUGAUACAUUGUUUGCAUGACAUUUGUUACAGUUAUCAGACUUAAUAAGGCAUUGAAAAAGAAAAUACCAGAUGUAGACGAAGUUUAAAGUUUGGAUGGGGUUUGAUGUUUGGUAGAAUAGCUUUUAAGAAUCAUUCUGCAUCUGUUCUCUGUCCACUUUCUCUGUUCAUGGUAGAAUAGCUUUGUAGAAUCCUUUGCAUUCCCUUCUCUGUCUUCUUUUUAGUUAAUGUGAAAUUCAUGUCAUUCUGAUCAAAAGUGGGUAUGUUCAAAAUUUGAAAGUAGGCUCCUCAUGUAUGUAUUGAUUAUGUUGUUUUUAAUAUUUUGGCACUAUGUGCUAUGUACUGUAAACUUCAAAGACUGAUUAUCACUAUCACCAUUAUUGUAUACUUGGUCUGUUGUACUGUAAGCGUUUGGUGUACAUAUUGUAGUUUGCAUUGGUUUUAUUUAAUCAUAUUUUGAUUUUGUUUAAGUACUUAAAUUUGAUUGCAAUUCAGAAACCAUGAAAGCAACCAGUGACACUGAUUUUCAUUAGUGAGAAUUCAGGCACAAUGGAUGUAUAUUACUUAAGUACAUAUUAAAAGUUAUAUGUUCUUUAUUA
This is a messenger RNA of Cryptotermes secundus, 4943 nucleotides long. Its product is annotated as choline/ethanolamine kinase. Lineage: Eukaryota; Metazoa; Arthropoda; Insecta; Blattodea; Kalotermitidae. Gene Ontology annotation, molecular function: ethanolamine kinase activity; choline kinase activity. The transcript is spliced from 8 exons. Gene Ontology annotation, cellular component: cytoplasm. The record is from RefSeq and is a predicted model, not a curated record. Gene Ontology annotation, biological process: CDP-choline pathway; phosphatidylethanolamine biosynthetic process. Bases 218 to 1468 code for a protein of 416 amino acids.